AUGUCCAACUUCGACCCCAAUGCCAUCCUACGCGGCGCUCAGCUCACCUUCGUCGGUGCCAACCGGGCCUUACAAAACCCCGAACUCUUCACCACCACACACUACCGGCAGGCGGCGAUAGCAGUCUGUGCAGGGCUGGCCAUCCGCAUUAUUCUCAACAUCCCCAUCUACGCGGUCAAGUUUAUUUUAUUGAUCACAUCGGUCAUUGUCAACCUCGACCAAGAGACAUGGGACGACAAGCUGGUCAACGGACUGGAUUUCAUAUCCAAAUCUGUUCUUCAGAUUCCCUUUUUUCUCAUGAUGGUCAUGAGUUCCCUGACACCCACGCUUGACGACCUGUUCAUGGACUCUUUAGCCUGGGUCGACAAAACGUACCUUCAGAAACACAAGUCCGACGACCCCUCGGCCCUGCGCGGCCUGUACUACCCAACACUAAGAAUGUAUUCGACUCAUGGCGACCGGGAAGCGAAAGCCAAACGCAGCCCCAUCGACGGACUCAUCGGUCUGGCUAUGAAAUAUAGCCGCCGCGCGGGGAUCUCCCUGGCCAUCUACGCAUUUACAUUCGUGCCCUACAUAGGUCCGUUUGUGCUUCCCGCGGCUUCAUUCUACACCUUCAACAAGUCUGUCGGACCGGUCCCUGCGGGGAUAGUGUUCGCAACCGGUCUAGUGCUGCCCAAGCGGUACAUGGUGUCGUUUCUGCAGACCUACUUCUCCAGUCGUAGCCUGAUGUCGAGGCUGUUGGAGCCCUAUUUCUCCCGCAUCCGCUUCUCUAAGCAGCAGAAGAAGGUCUGGUUCAUGGAUCGCAGCGGCGUGCUCUUUGGGUUCAGCGCUGCCUUUGCAGUCAUGGUCAAGGUCCCCUUGCUCGGCGUGCUCAUUUAUGGCAUCGCCGAGGCCAGCACUGCUUAUCUAAUCACCAAAAUCACAGAGCCGCCGCCCCCGCCGGGUCCGGAGACAAAAGUCUUUAUCGAGAAUGAGGUCCGCUGGAAAAACAAGCAUCUACUUCUUAAUUUGCCGCUGGAUAAGUUGGACGAGUUCAAUGCACGCAUCUCGGGCGCCGGAAAGGUUACAAAGUCGUCCUCGUCCACGACACAGACUUCGAGGCGUUCAUUCUCCUGA
Molecule: messenger RNA, 1116 nt
Organism: Exophiala dermatitidis NIH/UT8656
Lineage: Eukaryota; Fungi; Ascomycota; Eurotiomycetes; Chaetothyriales; Herpotrichiellaceae
Exons: 1
Coding region: 1-1116 (371 amino acids)
Source: RefSeq, a predicted model, not a curated record